Messenger RNA from Physella acuta, 1143 nucleotides. Its product is annotated as adenosine receptor A1-like. Gene Ontology annotation, biological process: G protein-coupled receptor signaling pathway. Lineage: Eukaryota; Metazoa; Mollusca; Gastropoda; Physidae. Gene Ontology annotation, molecular function: G protein-coupled peptide receptor activity. The record is from RefSeq and is a predicted model, not a curated record. Gene Ontology annotation, cellular component: plasma membrane.
AUGAUAUCUAUGAGCGACAUAGGCCAACCUGGACUAAACGGGUACAACUACAGCAACGUAGCUGAUACCGUCUCCACCAUGAACCACAGCCAGGAGUUGCCCAACGUUGUCCAGACCUCACCAACACAUCAUCCUUUGGUCAGCUCUGAAGUACUGACCCUGGUGUCCGUCAUCGUCAAGUGUGUGCUGUAUGACGUCAUCAGCGUGUUCGGGAUCGUCACCAACGUGCUGAGCCUGCUGGUGUUUCACAGGCAAGGUUUCAAAGACACGGUCAACGUAUCGCUCACCGCCAUGGCCAUUUCGGACAUCUGCGGUCUGCUCGCCCUCUUCUGGAUGGGCGUCUGUUACAACCCUCUUUUCGCGGACACCAACACGGUUCUCGACUCCCGCGGGACGCAGUACCUGACAGGGGGGUGGCCCAAGUUUUAUUUCACGCGGGUGAGCGGUCUCAUCACGGCUUUCGUGACGUUUGAGCGAUGUCUCUGCACGGCCGUGCCUCUCAAGGUUAAAACUAUUCUAACCCCUCGCCGAGUCGUCGUCAUUAUUUCCGCGAUAUUCAUCGCUGUCGCGUUGAGCAUUUCCCCAGUCUAUUUCUCCACGCAUCUCGCUUGGAAGUGGUACCCCACCAGAAACGCCAGUCUCAUCGGGUUGGUUUUCUCUGAAAACAAAGACACAAUCAACAGCAUCACCUUAGGUCUCAGCGUCGUCCUCUGCGACGGUGCUUUUGUCUUCGUUGCCUUGUGCACUGCCAUCCUCGUCAUCAAUCUAAACAAAUCCAGGAAAUGGAAAAUCACUGCCGCGCGCGGGACGGACGCUGCGGUUGCCAAGGAAACCAAAGCCAGCAAGAUGGUGGUUUUGAUAGCCGUGGUGUUCAUAACCUGUCUGCUACCGGGGUCCGUGUACUCCCUUGCCAUGAUCGCCGCCCCUGACUUCAACACCGGGGAGGCGGAGCAGAAUUUGUUUUUCGUCGCGUGGUCGUUCGCCCACGUGACCGAGUCGCUCAACGCCUCGGUGAAUUUUUUCGUGUACCUGGCCAUGAGCAGCAAGUUCAAGGACACGUUUGUGUCCGUAUUCACCGGUCCGAGACAGCGGGAGCCAAUGACAGGAAAAAAUGAUCCGCAAACGACCAAUAGGCCUGGGUAA